This is a messenger RNA of Populus euphratica (Euphrates poplar), 3144 nucleotides long. Its product is annotated as glutamate receptor 3.3-like. Gene Ontology annotation, molecular function: ligand-gated monoatomic ion channel activity. The record is from RefSeq and is a predicted model, not a curated record. The coding region runs from base 180 to 3089 and encodes 969 amino acids. The transcript has 8 exons. Lineage: Eukaryota; Viridiplantae; Streptophyta; Magnoliopsida; Malpighiales; Salicaceae. Gene Ontology annotation, cellular component: membrane.
AAUACACCUUCAAGCAAUCAAGUCAAGCAACUGUUAUCUGUCUAAGAAGUUGUGCCCCUCCAAAAAUUCUCGUAGACGACAAAACUGUCACCAACUUGGGAAUCUCAUCUCAUGCUGAACCGAAUUUCAAACAUGAUGCCUUCUGCUGCCCAGUUGAACAAUGACGUACUUCUUUCGUUAUGAGCAUUAAUUCCCAUUCAAUUCUAAAGAGGCAAGUGACCAAUGAAGAAAGUUUGGUGACUUGUCCCGCUUUCAAGUCUCAUAGGAGAAAGAACUAUUCUUGGCUUCGUCAUGGGGUUCUUUCCUGGUUUGGUUGUUGGGUAUUUCUCAUCUGUUUACUGCUUUCAACAACUGGAUAUAGUAGGAAUCUGACCUCAAGGCCUGCUGUUGUGAAUAUUGGAGCUCUUUUUACAUUCGAAUCUUCGAUUGGAAGAGUUGCCAAGAUUGCUAUUCAGGAAGCUGUCAAAGAUGUAAAUGCGAAUUCUAGCAUUCUGCGGGGCACCAAACUCAAUGUUGAUGUGAGAAACUCUAAUUGCAGUGGGUUUCUAGGCAUGGUUGAAGCUUUGCGUUUUAUGGAGACUGAUAUUGUUGCCAUUAUCGGCCCACAAUCUUCUGUCGUUGCUCGUAUCAUAUCCCAUGUUGCGAAUCAGCUUCAAGUUCCCCUAUUGUCAUUUGCAGCAACAGACCCCAGUCUCAACUCUCUGCAGUUUCCCUUUUUUGUUCAGACCACCCAGAGCGAUUUGCACCAAAUGGCAGCAAUAUCAGACGUUGUUGAUUACUAUGGUUGGAAGCAAGUAACUGCCAUUUACAUUGAUGAUGAUUAUGGACGAAAUGGCAUGUCAGCUCUGGGUGAUAAACUUGCAGAGAGACGUUGUAGAAUAUCUUACAAGGUGGGGGUUCCCCCGGAUUCUGGAGUUAAUGGGACUGACAUCUUAGAUAUGCUUAUUAAGGUUGCAUCAAUGGAAUCUCGCGUUAUAGUUCUCCAUGUGAAUCCUGAUGUGGGUUUCGAGGUCUUUUCUGUGGCAAACCGUCUUCAAAUGAUGGGUAAUGGGUGGGUAUGGAUUGCUACAAAUUGGCUCUCGUCUGUUUUGGAUUCUGCUUCACCUCUCCCAUCAGAGACCAUGGACUCAAUUCAAGGAGUUCUCUUUUUACGUCAACAUACACCAGAUUCAGAUCGAAAGAGAGCGUUUUACUCUAGGUGGCGCAAAUUGACUGGUGGUUCUUUGGGGCUGAAUUCUUAUGGCCUUUAUGCUUAUGAUUCUGUCUGGCUAAUUGCACAUGCUAUUGAUGCAUUUUUUAACCAGGGUGGUAUUAUCUCGUUUUCUAAUGAUUCCAGGUUACGUUCAGUGAAAGAUAGUGGUCUGCACCUUGAGGCAAUGAGCAUCUUUGAUGAUGGAAAACUUCUGCUGAAUAACAUAUUGCAGAGUGAUCUUGUUGGUUUGACAGGCCGUAUUAAGUUUGACACAGAGAGAUCUCUUAUUCUUCCUGCAUACGAUGUUAAUAACGUGUUCGGAACUGGGUUCAAACGGAUUGGUUACUGGUCCAAUUACUCUGGUUUGACUGUCGUACCUCCUGAGAUGCUUUAUACAAAGCCACCAAAUCGUUCAAGUGCAAACCAGGAACUGUACAAAGUUAUUUGGCCUGGAGAUACAUUGUUCACGCCACGUGGAUGGGCUUUUGCUAACAAUGGGAAGCAACUGAGAAUUGGUGUGCCACUUCGGGUCAGCUUCCGGGAGUUUGUAUCACAAGCACGAGGGACAGAUACAUUCAAGGGUUUCUGCAUAGAUGUUUUUACAUCUGCAAUAACUUUAUUACCAUAUCCUGUUCAAUAUCAGUUUAUCCCCUUUGGAGAUGGUAAAAACAAUCCAAGCUACACAGAGCUGGUGUAUAAAAUUACGACGGGUUUAUUUGAUGCUGUUGUUGGUGACGUUGCCAUUGUCACCAACAGGACAAAAAUCCUAGAUUUUACACAGCCAUAUGUCGCAUCUGGAUUGGUUGUUGUGGCCCCUUUUAGGAAGUCAAACUCAGGAGCCUGGGCUUUCCUGGGGCCAUUUAGUGCCCGUCUGUGGAUUGUCACCGGUUGUUUCUUCUUUGUUGUUGGCUUAGUUGUGUGGAUUCUUGAGCAUAGGAUAAAUGAUGAGUUCAGGGGCCCACCUAAAAGGCAAAUCAUAACUGUUAUAUGGUUCAGUCUCUCGACUCUAUUUUCCACUCAUAGAGAAAACACUAUGAGCACCCUUGCGCGAUUUGUGCUACUUAUAUGGCUCUUUGUGGUUUUAAUAAUCAACUCAAACUACACUGCAAGCUUGACGUCAAUUCUCACAGUGCAUCAACUCUCUUCUCAUAUUAAAGGAAUUGAAAGCUUGAAGGAAAGUGAUGAGCCAGUAGGGUACCAGGUGGGUUCUUUUGCUGAAUAUUACUUGAGUGAGGAAGUUGGAAUAUCAAAAUCUAGGCUUGUUGCCCUGGGAUCACCAGAAGAAUAUGCUAAAGCACUCAAACUCGGUCCUGGAAAAGGGGGUGUUGCUGCCAUUGUUGAUGAACGUCCUUAUGUGGAACUUUUCCUUGCAGGGCAGUGCACGUUCAGGAUCGUGGGUCGAGAAUUUACAAAAAGUGGCUGGGGUUUCGCAUUUCCAAGUGACUCUCCCUUAGCUGUGGAUAUGUCGACCGCAAUUUUAGCACUAUCAGAGAAUGGUGAUCUCCAACGAAUCCAUGACAAGUGGCUGAUGCAAAGCACAUGCAGUUCGGAUACUUCUGAGCUUGAAGCAGAUAAACUUUACCUUAGGAGCUUUUGGGGCCUCUUUCUCCUUUGUGGUCUAGCUUGCUUCAUUUCACUCGUCAUACACGUCUUGCAGAUUAUACGACUAUUUUAUGCUGCCCCUGCAGAAUCUGCUUCUCCUGGUCAAUGUCCCUCACGUUCUGGGUGUAUCCGUAGACUAUUGACAUUAAUGGAUCAGAAGGAAGACCCAACAAAGAAUGCGAGUAAAAGAAGGAAGUUGGAAACAUCAUUAUCCGGGAAAGAUCAGGACGGUGAGUCACUGAGGAAUCCCAAGAGGAAAGAAAUAGAAAGGACGAUUGGAGCGACAUCAACAUAAGCAAACUGCUCUUCACGCUCUUAACAUUCAGCAAGAUGAGUUUGCUAGAAGGAAG